AUGGAUCAGAGCACUACGACAACGUUACACCAAACUUUACCUGGUUCAGGAACGAUUGGCAAGAAAAAGAAGAGCCGCAAGCCAAAGUUUUCGCCAGAGGAGCGUGUCGCACUUGAAGAAACGGCCGUUUUGGAAGAUAAGGUCGGUCGGCUCACCCAGGUCAAGCGAUACAUGCAAAAGGGAGAGGAAGCAGAGCUUGAAGAGCUUGUUGCACAUUGGCGAUCAGUAUGCCAGAAUAUCACAAUGGAAAUCAUAUGUGUCCUUGGUCCCGAUGACGCUCUCUUUCAACCAACGAUCCAAUCAGCCGUUUAUUCGUCAUGGGGCUAUGAUGACGCAGCACCAGCAGCAGCAGCCACUGAAGAGGACGGAGGAUACGAGCGUGAGCUGUCAUCGCUUGAGCAGCCUACCACUACUAGUACCAGUACUGACGAUUCGUUCGAUGACAUGAAUUGCCGCCGUCGCCGUCACGGUGGUCGAGAUGACAGUGACGAGGAAGAGGAGGAUGAUGUGACAAGACUACUCGCCAAACUGCACAUUGAUCCGGAACUUAUCCACUAUUCACCUGAAAGAGGAGAAUUCUACUGA
Messenger RNA from Zychaea mexicana, 585 nucleotides. RefSeq lists its product as uncharacterized. The transcript is spliced from 4 exons. NCBI's taxonomy places the organism in Eukaryota, Fungi, Mucoromycota, Mucoromycetes, Mucorales, Lichtheimiaceae. Bases 1 to 585 code for a protein of 194 amino acids. The record is from RefSeq and is a predicted model, not a curated record.